CAGGAUUCAACUGAUCUGUUUUUGUGGCAUCUUUAUCCACAGACUGUUCUUUGGUACUACUCAUAAUGGCUUCAUUUGUCACAGAGCUCCAGGUUUCUCUGAAUAAGACUGAGGCGCUGAAGCUGGAGGCGGAAGGCUUCAGUAGAGUCAAUGUUGACCUGAACAAAGGGGCAGGAAGAAACAACAUCUAUCUUUGGUACAAAAAACAAAGUGAAGGGGUUUCCAUCACCAGGGUUCAAGUUUCCUUCAACGACGACAUGGCUGUCGGUUUGACCAUGGCAGGGUACACCAAGAUUCCCCAAAACCUCAACACUGGAACCAAAGGUGAUGUCAUCUACCUGUGGUACUUCAAAGGGACCACAGAGUACGACACCCCCAUCAAGGAAGUCGAAGUCACUGACAAUGCAGGAGCUGAAGCCCAGAUGGUUAAACUGAACUGGGAGAGAGUGACCUGUGACCUGAACCGUGAAGCUGGAGGAAACUGGAUCCACAUGUGGGUGAAGAGAGAGAAGCAGACCUACAUCUGCGACGUCACCGCCACCGACUCCUAUGACGUAGAUGCUGACCUCUUUAAAGAUGGUUAUAUCCGCAUGGAUGAAAACACCAACAGAGGCGCUGGAGGAAGCUUUGUCUUUCUGUGGUACCGUCAGACCGCCGACCCCUGCCGUGCCCUCACCAGUGUGGCCGUCUCCACCAACGACUUCGAGUACCAGGAGCUUCAGCAGAAAGGAUUCAUCCGUGUGAACGUGAACCUCAAUGAGGGCACUGGCAGUGGUCCUGUGUACCUGUGGUACAAGAAAGAAGAAUGUGCAAAACCCAUCAAAACCAUCAUCCUGCUCGUUAACACAGGUGCGACUGAAGUGUUUAAGGAUGCGGGUGUUACUGUGAUUGAGAGAAGUCUCAACUCAGGCAACGUGGGCCGCAAAGAGUUUCUGUGUUUUUAUCAGUAAGAGCCUUCAGGAUGAUCUGCUUAGUUUGGCUGCAUUACACAAUCAUUUCUGAGUAUUUCCAAUAUGUUCUGAUCAUGAGUGCUACUGCAAGUGACAUCUAAAAAA
Molecule: messenger RNA, 1055 nt
Organism: Sphaeramia orbicularis (orbiculate cardinalfish)
Lineage: Eukaryota; Metazoa; Chordata; Actinopteri; Kurtiformes; Apogonidae
Exons: 2
Coding region: 66-950 (294 amino acids)
Source: RefSeq, a predicted model, not a curated record